This is a messenger RNA of Closterium sp. NIES-65, 5040 nucleotides long. Lineage: Eukaryota; Viridiplantae; Streptophyta; Zygnematophyceae; Desmidiales; Closteriaceae. The record is from the annotation of a GenBank genome assembly.
AUGUUGUUAAAAGCCAAGUGUACAAAACUCGAAGUCAGAAGCAACCUGCUGGUUUCACCUCAGGCCAGGGGCUGCACUCUCCUCCUGCCCCCGCAGCUGCUGGAGCCACCACCGUCACCUCACUCUCCUCCUGCCCCCGCAGCUGCUGGAGCCACCACCGUCACCUCAGGCCAGCCGCUGCACUCUCCUCCUGCCCCCGCAGCUGCUGGAGCCACCACUGUCACCUCAGGCCAGCGGCUGCACUCUCCUCCUGCCCCCACAGCUGCUGGAGCCACCACCGUCACCUCUGGCCAGCGGCUGCACUCUCCUCCUGCCCCCGCAGCUGCUGGAGCCACCACCGUCACCUCUGGCCUGCGGCUGAACUCUCCUCCUUCCCCCGCAGCUGCUGGAGCCACCACCGUCACCUCUGGUCAGCGGCUGCACUCUCCUCCUGCCCCCGCAGCUGCUGGAGCCACCACCGUCACCUCUGGCCAGCGGCUGCACUCUCCUCCUGCCCCCGCAGCUACUGGAGCCACCACCGUCACCUCAGGCCAGCGACUGCACUCUCCUCCUUCCCCCGCAGUUGCUGGAGCCACCACCGUCACCUCUGGCCAGCGGCUGCACUCUCCUCCUGCCCCCGCAGCUGCUGGAGCCACCACCGUCACCUCUGGCCAGCGGCUGCACUCUCCUCCUGCCCCCGCAGCUGCUGGAGCCACCACCGUCACCUCUGGCCGGCGGCUGCACUCUCCUCCUGCCCCCGCAGCUGCUGGAGCCACCACCGUCACCUCAAGCCAGCAGCUGCACUCUCCUCCUGCCCCCGCAGCUGCUGGAGCCACCACCGUCACCUCUGGCCAGCGGCUGCACACUCCUCCUGCCCCCGCAGCUACUGGAGCCACCACCGUCACCUCUGGCCAGCGGCUGCACUCUCCUCCUGCCCCCGCAGAUGCUGGAGCCACCACCGUCACCUCUGGCCAGAGGCUGCACUCUCCUCCUGCCCCCGCAGCUGCUGGAGCCACCACCGUCACCUCUGGCCAGCGGCUGCACUCUCCUCCUGCCCCCGCAGCUGCUGGAGCCACCACCGUCACCUCUGGCCAGCGGCUGCACUCUCCUCCUGCCCCCGCAGCUGCUGAAGCCACCACCGUCACCUCUGGCCAGCGGCUGCACUCUCCUCCUGCCCCCACAGCUGCUGGAGCCACCACCGUCACCUCUGGCCAGCGGCUGCACUCUCCUCCUGCCCCCGCAGCUGCUGGAGCCACCAGCCUGCUGGAGCCACCACCGUCACCUCAGGCCAGCGGCUGCACUCUCCUCCUGCCCCCGCAGCUCCUGGAGCCACCACCGUCACCUCUGGCCAGCGGCUGCACUCUCCUCCUGCCCCCGCAGCUGCUGGAGCCACCACCGUCACCUCUGGCCAGCGGCUGCACUCUCCUCCUGCCCCCGCAGCUACUGGAGCCACCACCGUCACCUCAGGCCAGCGACUGCACUCUCCUCCUUCCCCCGCAGCUGCUGGAGCCACCACCGUCACCUCUGGCCAGCGGCUGCACUCUCCUCCUGCCCCCACAGCUGUUGGAGCCACCACCGUCACCUCUGGCCAGCGGCUGCACUCUCCUCCUGCCCCCGCAGCUGCUGGAGCCACCAGCGUCACCUCACUCUCCUCCUGCCCCCGCAGCUGCUGGAGCCACCACCGUCACCUCAGGCCAGCCGCUGCACUCUCCUCCUGCCCCCGCAGCUGCUGGAGCCACCACCGUCACCUCAGGCCAGCGGCUGCACUCUCCUCCUGCCCCCGCAGCUGCUGGAGCCACCACCGUCACCUCUGGCCAGCGGCUGCACUCUCCUCCUGCCCCCGCAGCUGCUGGAGCCACCACCGUCACCUCUGGCCAGCGGCUGCACUCUCCUCCUGCCCCCGCAGCUACUGGAGCCACCACCGUCACCUCAGGCCAGCGACUGCACUCUCCUCCUUCCCCCGCAGCUGCUGGAGCCACCACCGUCACCUCUGGCCAGCGGCUGCACUCUCCUCCUGCCCCCGCAGCUGCUGGAGCCACCACCGUCACCUCUGGCCAGCGGCUGCACUCUCCUCCUGCCCCCGCAGCUGCUGGAGCCACCACCGUCACCUCUGGCCGGCGGCUGCACUCUCCUCCUGCCCCCGCAGCUGCUGGAGCCACCACCGUCACCUCAAGCCAGCAGCUGCACUCUCCUCCUGCCCCCGCAGCUGCUGGAGCCACCACCGUCACCUCUGGCCGGCGGCUGCACUCUCCUCCUGCCCCCGCAGCUACUGGAGCCACCACCGUCACCUCUGGCCAGCGGCUGCACUCUCCUCCUGCCCCCGCAGCUGCUGGAGCCACCACCGUCACCUCUGGCCAGCGGCUGCACUCUCCUCCUGCCCCCGCAGCUGCUGGAGCCACCACCGUCACCUCUGGCCAGAGGCUGCACUCUCCUCCUGCCCCCGCAGAUGCUGGAGCCACCACCGUCACCUCUGGCCAGAGGCUGCACUCUCCUCCUGCCCCCGCAGCUGCUGGAGCCACCACCGUCACCUCUGGCCAGCGGCUGCACUCUCCUCCUGCCCCCGCAGCUGCUGGAGCCACCACCGUCACCUCUGGCCGGCGGCUGCACUCUCCUCCUGCCCCCACAGCUGUUGGAGCCACCACCGUCACCUCUGGCCAGCGGCUGCACUCUCCUCCUGCCCCCGCAGCUGCUGGAGCCACCAGCCCGCUGCACUCUCCUCCUGCCCCCGCAGCUGCUGGAGCCACCACCGUCACCUCAGGCCAGCGGCUGCACUCUCCUCCUGCCCCCGCAGCUGCUGGAGCCACCACCGUCACCUCUGGCCAGCGGCUGCACUCUCCUCCUGCCCCCGCAGCUGCUGGAGCCACCACCGUCACCUCUGGCCAGCGGCUGAACUCUCCUCCUUCCCCCGCAGCUGCUGGAGCCACCACCGUCACCUCUGGUCAGCGGCUGCACUCUCCUCCUGCCCCCGCAGCUGCUGGAGCCACCACCGUCACCUCUGGCCAGCGGCUGCACUCUCCUCCUGCCCCCGCAGCUACUGGAGCCACCACCGUCACCUCAGGCCAGCGACUGCACUCUCCUCCUGCCCCCGCAGCUGCUGGAGCCACCACCGUCACCUCUGGCCAGCGGCUGCACUCUCCUCCUGCCCCCGCAGCUGCUGGAGCCACCACCGUCACCUCUGGCCAGCGGCUGCACUCUCCUCCUGCCCCCGCAGCUGCUGGAGCCACCACCGUCACCUCUGGCCAGCCGCUGCACUCUCCUCCUGCCCCCGCAGCUGCUGGAGCCACCACCGUCACCUCUGGCCAGCGGCUGCACUCUCCUCCUGCCCCCGCAGCUGCUGGAGCCACCACUGUCACCUCUGGCCAGCGGCUGCACUCUCCUCCUGCCCCCGCAGCUGCUGGAGCCACCACCGUCACCUCUGGCCAGCGGCUGCACUCUCCUCCUGCCCCCACAGCUGUUGGAGCCACCACCGUCACCUCUGGCCAGCGGCUGCACUCUCCUCCUGCCCCCGCAGCUGCUGGAGCCACCAGCCGGCUGCACUCUCCUCCUGCCCCCGCAGCUGCUGGAGCCACCACCGUCACCUCUGGCCAGCGGCUGCACUCUCCUCCUGCCCCCGCAGCUGCUGGAGCCACCACCGUCACCUCUGGCCAGCGGCUGCACUCUCCUCCUGCCCCCGCAGCUGCUGGAGCCACCACCGUCACCUCUGGCCAGCGGCUGCACUCUCCUCCUGCCCCCGCAGCUGCUGGAGCCACCACUGUCACCUCUGGCCAGCGGCUGCACUCUCCUCCUGCCCCCGCAGCUGCUGGAGCCACCACCGUCACCUCAGGCCAGCGGCUGCACUCUCCUCCUGCCCCCGCAGCUGAUGGAGCCACCACCGUCACCUCUGGCCAGCGGCUGCACUCUCCUCCUGCCCCCGCAGCUGCUGGAGCCACCACCGUCACCUCUGGCCAGCGGCUGCACUCUCCUCCUGCCCCCGCAGCUGCUGGAGCCACCACCGUCACCUCAGGCCAGCGGAUGCACUCUCCUCCUGCCCCCGCAGCUGCUGGAGCCACCACCGUCACCUCUGGCCAGCGGCUGCACUCUCCUCCUGCCCCCGCAGCUGAUGGAGCCACCACCGUCACCUCUGGCCAGCGGCUGCACUCUCCUCCUGCCCCCGCAGCUGCUGGAGCCACCACCCGGCUGCACUCUCCUCCUGCCCCCGCAGCUGCUGGAGCCACCACCGUCAUCUCAGGCCAGCGGCUGCUGCCCCCGCAGCUGCUGGAGCUACCACCGUCACCUCAGGCCAGCGGCUGCACUCUCCUCCUGCCCCCGCAGCUGCUGGAGCCACCACCGUCACCCUCUGGCCAGCGGCUGCACUCUCCUCCUGCCCCCGCAGCUGCUGGAGCCACCACCGUCACCUCAGGCCAGCGGCUGCACUCUCCUCCUGCCCCCGCAGCUGCUGGAGCCACCACCGUCACCUCAGGCCAGCCGCUGCACUCUCCUUCUACCCCCGCAGCUGCUGGAGCCACCACCGUCACCUCUGGCCAGCGGCUGCACUCUCCUCCUGCCCCCGCAGCUGCUGGAGCCACCACCGUCACCUCUGGCCAGCGGCUGCACUCUCCUCCUGCCCCCGCAGCUGCUGGAGCCACCACCGUCACCUCUGGCCAGCGGCUGCACUCUCCUCCUGCCCCCGCAGCUGCUGGAGCCACCACCGUCACCUCUGGCCAGCGGCUGCACUCUCCUCCUGCCCCCGCAGCUGCUGGAGCCACCACUGUCACCUCAGGCCAGCGGCUGCACUCUCCUCCUGCCCCCGCAGCUGCUGGAGCCACCACCGUCUCCUCAGGCCAGCGGCUGCACUCUCCUCCUGCCCCCGCAGCUGCUGGAGCCAUCCCCGUCACCUCAGGCCAGCGGCUGCACUCUCCUCCUGCCCCUGUCGGAAACUUCCCUUUCGUUGCCUGCUGCCUCUCGCUACUUCUUCCUCUGAUCGGUGUUGCCUUGCUCCCUCACCACCCUACUCAGACACCCUUACUUCCGCCUCUCUGCUGCACCUGCCUUCUCCUCAUGUCUCCCUGUUCUUUGCCUUAG